Molecule: messenger RNA, 417 nt
Organism: Cadophora gregata
Lineage: Eukaryota; Fungi; Ascomycota; Leotiomycetes; Helotiales; Ploettnerulaceae
Gene: NCB2
Product: negative cofactor 2 transcription regulator complex subunit ncb2
Exons: 4
Coding region: 1-417 (138 amino acids)
Biological process (GO): RNA polymerase II preinitiation complex assembly; negative regulation of transcription by RNA polymerase II; chromatin remodeling
Cellular component (GO): negative cofactor 2 complex
Molecular function (GO): core promoter sequence-specific DNA binding; TBP-class protein binding; general transcription initiation factor activity
Source: RefSeq, a predicted model, not a curated record
AUGUCGGAUAAGGAAUUUGGUGGAAAUGACGAUCUUUCGCUUCCUAAAGCGACUGUGCAGAAGAUCGUCGGCGAGAUUCUAUCCAACUCACCAGGAAUGGGCUUAACGAAAGAUGCACGAGACCUCCUAAUAGAAUGCUGCGUCGAGUUCAUCACCCUCAUAUCAUCCGAAGCCAACGAGAUCAGCGAGAAGGAGAGCAAAAAGACGAUCGCAUGCGAGCACAUCACAAAGGCCUUGGAGCAAUUAGGCUUUGGGGAUUAUGUGCAUGAUAUCAUGGAGGUGGCAAGCGAGCACAAGGAGCAGUUGAAGGGACGCGAGAAGAAGGCAAACAAGCUAGAAGCCAGUGGAUUGUCUACCGAGCAACUCCUGGCGAUGCAAGAAGCUGCAUUCAAAGAUGCUGCUCAACGGCACGGAUGA